AUGGAGAUUGAAAGACUUACGGAUGGUGAAGAAGAAGAAGGAAUUAGCUUCCUCAAAGAGAGACCUCUCGACGACGCAGCGAAAAAGAAGCAGAUCUGGCUUUGGCUAAGGAAGAGAAGACGACGCUCAAUAUCACAAGAAUCCAAUGCGGAAGUGUGUGGCACAAUGACAGAAGAUAAGAAUCAGCAAAGAUUCCUAAAUACAAAAGGUGAAAAGAGAGAAAGACUGCUCGGCCGGAGCACUGAUCAAUACUUGACUAUGCACUGCGGGAAAGAAAAGAUCGAAGCUUUCUAUUUUCAUUCACCGGCUAGCUAA
Messenger RNA from Arabidopsis thaliana (thale cress), 315 nucleotides. RefSeq lists its product as uncharacterized. Lineage: Eukaryota; Viridiplantae; Streptophyta; Magnoliopsida; Brassicales; Brassicaceae. The record is from RefSeq and is marked reviewed. The transcript is spliced from 4 exons. Bases 1 to 315 code for a protein of 104 amino acids.